AUGGACCUGAGUCGUGAGGAGACCUUCAGAUCGGAAUCCUUUGGACAUCAUGUUGGUGAAAUCGCAUGGGAUGAGGGAAGUACCCAGCCUGAGGAACAGGCCGGUGGUGCAGCAGUGCUGGUGGCUUCUUUGACGGGCUCGAAGCGGGUGAGUCUCCUGGAGGUCAGUGAUGACUCGCAUGCACAUUCCUGCCGCGAGCUUCUUGGGAUCAAGCGGGUGCAUGGCCCACCGCCCCGCGAUUCGAGCCAAGUAGAAGAUCAGACCGAUCGCACUCCUACGGCUCAAGAUUUUUUCCUUGUUCUGGACGACGGCAGUGCGGAGCUUGAGUACCAGAUUGGUCAUUUGAAUCUCCAGGCUGCUGACGGGAGCCCUUUGAUUGUUCCUGUUAUUGCCAUUGCAGCUGUGCAUUCUCGGAUACUAGUCGCUGUUCCAGGCAAGUUUUGGCAUCGAACCGUGAAGAAUCGUCUUCUCCCAGCUGGUGCCCUCAGCAAGGUGAAUUCCAUUUCAGUUUCGGCUGUUGUUGAGAGCGAGCGAGACCACCAAGCUGACGAUAUCUUCAUCAAAGUAUGGUUGGGACUUUUGGCACCAGAGCUGGAAUCCAACCUUGUGUUUGGCGAGCUGAGUCAGGAUGCUGUGAGCUCAGCCUUCCCCACAGAAGAUGGUACCCUGGGUUUUGUGCCUUAUGCUCUUGCCCUCUCUCAGCUAGCCGACGACCGCUACUCGUUCUUGACCGCCGAGAGCGAAAUGGUGGAACAAGACACUCGAAAUCGGCUCGCUCGGUUAGAAGAAGCCAUUCUCAACAUCAACACCUCCCUCCAGAGCUUGCGGAGCCAGAAGGGCCCUGUUGUCGAGACUACGCAGCCUGCUGCGGCUGCUUUGAAGGCCGGGGUAGAGCGGCAACAUUUGGAAGCCCUUGGACAGAUGCUGCUUGGUCAUCGGCCUCAUCUUCCGGAUGCUCCUCGGACUGCGAAAGCCAAGGUAGAUGUGCUCGGCGAACCCCUCGACGAGGUGAACGAACCAGAAAGUCAGCUUCCCCUGCACGAGCCAGAGGAUCCGAUGCAGUCUGCUCUAGUGAAGCUCACAAGCAUUGUGGAGACCCUCGCUUCAGCCAAGAAAGUGAAAGGUCGUUCUCUGGAAGACACAUUGGACGAUUUUGUAGGCCACUCCGAGGUGAGUUCCUCUUCCUCGUGCACUGGGAAUCGAAGACAUUCAGCCGUGCUCGCCACAUUACGGCGAGCGAUGAAAGACUGCCCAGAGGAGAUCUUUGCAGUGGUCGAGCAAAACAUGCUUCGAGAUUGUGGCUUAGUCGAGUUGUCACCAGGUCUCAGUGCUCAUCAGACGACUUUCCGCGGGUGGUGCGAGCAUCGGAGCCGAGUGCCCAACAUCCCAGGCACUGUUCGAAUGCUCUGGGCUGUGUGCGGAGCUCUCGACAGUCUGAGAGCGCAUCGCGUGGAAGAAGCAAAGGCCAAACUUGCUCUCUUGAUCAGUGCGAUAGAUCAGGUGGCCUGCGAUCGAGGUUCCUGGAUUCUAGGGUCAGAGAUACUUCUCGAGGAAUCCCCUCCUCUGAGCAAUUUCGGCAAACACGUGCCUCCAGAAGCGUUCGAAUGCCAACAUUCGCGACUCCUCCCUUCGUCAUGGAUGGAAGCCAUGAUGCACAAAGUGAAAGAAGUCGACGACUUUGCAGAAAAGAAAGCCAAGCUAGGAAAGAAAGCCAAGUUGCCAUCGCCUCCUGGCCUGGCGCAGCAAAACCAGGAAGAAGAGAAAGGAAAGGGGAAGGGCAAGUACAGGAUCGUUCCAUCGCAAGCCUGCCACUUCCUCGAAGUUGAGGAGUACCGCCUUGAUGUGGCCUAUGCCGCUGCCUUACCCGGGCCUGAGACAUGUCCUCCUGAGAUCGUGCUCUUUGAAAAGUUGGGUAAGAAGCAAUGGCAGAUCGUUCAUCAGAUCGAAGGCUGCUUGAAGGUGAAGGUGCACGCUUUGGAACGCGAAAAGUGGCGAUUGCUGGAGAAACUAGAUGCUUCAGGACGUCUGGGUGUGGUACGAGCUUCAGAAGAUGUUUGGGAGCUGAUGAAGAACUUCCAGACGGCAGCACCCUGCCUGGCCAUCCACUCUUUUUUGGAGCUGCUGUCCGCAUUACCAUUCGACGAAGACUUCAGAAAGAAGACAAAGGUAAAUCCCAGAGAUGCUGGCGCGCGUGGAGUUCGCCAACUUUCAGAGCGAGCGCUGACAGCUUUGCGCCGCGUCAGUCGGCAGCAAUUUCUGUUUCCGAAAACUUGGGAAGUGGAAUCCAAGGUCCCCGAGGGCUUCUUUGCCCCGUUGUACGACAUGGCACUUCAAGGUCGGUGGGACCGGAUGGACCCUUCGUUGUGCGGCAAGUACGUCCGGUUGCCAUGCGAUUGCCGAGCAGAUGAGGAGACCAAGAAAUCCCGACAUCCAGAGAUCGCUGUGUUUCCUCCCACCGAGGCUCCGACGCGCCGCACGAUUUGGGCCGGGCUUCUCCCUGCGAAAGAGCCGCCGGAAGGCGUGAAGGUUUGGCGGGAUUCAGGGGACCCCGAGCAGGACGAAGGACGACCUACUAAUGGACGACCUGAAAUGUUGUAG
This is a messenger RNA of Durusdinium trenchii, 2598 nucleotides long. The record is from the annotation of a GenBank genome assembly. Lineage: Eukaryota; Dinophyceae; Suessiales; Symbiodiniaceae.